Molecule: messenger RNA, 1140 nt
Organism: Pestalotiopsis fici W106-1
Lineage: Eukaryota; Fungi; Ascomycota; Sordariomycetes; Amphisphaeriales; Sporocadaceae
Exons: 1
Coding region: 1-1140 (379 amino acids)
Cellular component (GO): kinetochore
Molecular function (GO): nucleic acid binding
Source: RefSeq, a predicted model, not a curated record
AUGGGUGACUCGGGAGACGAGGACGACUACAUGUCCAUGUCAUUCCUGACAGAAUCCGACCCCAGCACCACACGCCCAGAAACCUCUCUCCAGCGCCGCCAACGCGAGCGGCGCGAGGCUGAGAUCCGGGGCCGGCCCAAAUCCAAACAGGAGCUCGCCGCCGAGGCCAAGGCGGCGCGGGAGGCGGCCCUGUCACGGUCUUUGAUCCCGGGAGUUGCGUCGUCAUCCAAAUCGCAAACCAACCACCAAGGCGAAAAGGAUCACGACGACGACGAAGACGACCCCUGGAGUGCCCUGGCCCCGCCGGAGCCAGCCCUGGCCAAAAAGUCCAAGGGCCUCUCCAUGAUGGAGAAGAUGGGCUUUGCGCCGGGCUCGGCGCUGGGCGCCAAGGAGAAUAAUUCGCACGCGGCCACGGAGCCGAUACGACUUCAUCUCAAGGAGGACCGGGGCGGCAUUGGGCUGGACGCGCAGCGGAAGCGGGCGCUGGACGAGGCGGCGGAACGCGAGGGCGUGAACCCGGCAGCAGCCGCCGCCGCGGCCAAGAAACCCAAGAUCGACCCGCUCGAGUUCCGCGAGCGUAAUCGGCGGGAGCGCGAGGUCAAGCGCUGGGAGGGACAGGUUUAUGGCGCGCAAAAAGUGUGUGAGCGGAUGGACGAGGAGCGGGAUGCCGAGACGCGAGCGCAACAAGAGACCGAGGAGGAGGAGGAGGACGACGGCGCCGUAGAUGAAAACGGCAAGAGAAGGAAGAAGAAGCGGACACUAUCGACACGUCCACUCAAGAGCAUCAAUGUGCUUUGGCGCGGCCUGGUGCGCAGACGCGAGGAGGCGGAGCGCGAGCGCCGGAUGCGGUACGACUUGGAGCAGAGCCUGUCACGGCUGCCAACGUACGAGGACGAUACCGAGGACGCUGAUGACGCUCAGGCACUGGGAAAGAAGAAGAUGGCCUACGUGCCCGUAGAGGACUUGGAGGAGGAAGAUCCCGGGCUGGACGAGUUCAACGCGCUCGAGCCUGACGAGAAGCUUCGCAGGCUUGUGGACUAUUUGAGAAAAGAAUAUCGGUACUGCUUCUGGUGCAAGUGCUCGUACCCCGACGAAGAAAUGGAUGGCUGCCCGGGAUUGACCGAGGAUGACCAUGAUUGA